AUUUCGAUUCUUCAAAAUAGGAAAAUGUUGUAGAGAUAUUAAACAAUAGACGUGCAUAUGAAAUGUUUGUGUACCUAAAUGAGGAACAUUUAGAAAAGGAGGUUUAUACAGAACGCAGUGACCUUCUACUAGCACCUGGAACAAGAGUACGCAGAGGUCCAAACUGGCAUUACGACAAUCAGGACUCUAAUGGUCCUGGAACAGUUACGGGACACUGGCAAAGAGAUGGAUGGAUAUACGUUGAAUGGGACACGGGAAUGAGAUUUCCUUAUGAAUAUAUUGAAGACAGUCAAGAGGUUAAUGUAAUUAUUCCUUGCGACCAGCCCCGAAUACUCCAAAGAGAAAACAUUGCUGUAGGGUGUCUCGUUAAAAGAGGACCAGAUUGGAAAUGGGAAGAUCAAGAUGGCGGGGAGGGCAAUAUUGGAGCUGUUUAUAGAGUCAAAGAGGACACAGUCUAUGUACGCUGGCCAAAUGGAAACAAAAGCAAUUACAGAUUUGGUUAUGGCGGAAAAUAUGACCUUGUUUUCUGUGAUCCUUUUGAUGAAUGCCUAGUAAUCUCGCAAAAAUCCAAUUUUAUGUCAACAUGCACCAGUGGGAACAAGAAAGGAAGAACAUUGUUUGAAACAAGAGAGCCCAGUUUUAAGGAAACGGGAGGGGUGAUAGAUUUAGAAAAAUCUCAUCAAAAUGACUUAAACCCAGAAAGUUACGAGGAACAAGAAGGGGCAAUUUUGUGGCAAUGGAAAAAUGAGCUAGGCAGAUGGAAGAAUUUUCCGAAGACAGAAUAUCAGAAAAUCGAAAAAUCAUUUGCUAAGAAUUCGAAAUCAACCAUACUCUUGGCAAUAGACGAACUUAUGUUUAGACUGGUUUUGUCGAAAAUGAAGCUGAUAAACAUAUCGUCAAGAGAGACAUAUGACGUGAGACGCUUUGAAAACAGUUAAAAUCGAGCUACACCUUAAUUUAGUUUUUAAAAAACA
Messenger RNA from Saccostrea cuccullata (small rock oyster), 974 nucleotides. RefSeq names its product E3 ubiquitin-protein ligase Ufd4-like. Gene Ontology annotation, molecular function: metal ion binding; ubiquitin-protein transferase activity. The transcript has 7 exons. Gene Ontology annotation, cellular component: cytoplasm. Gene Ontology annotation, biological process: protein ubiquitination. The coding region runs from base 63 to 938 and encodes 291 amino acids. The record is from RefSeq and is a predicted model, not a curated record. NCBI's taxonomy places the organism in Eukaryota, Metazoa, Mollusca, Bivalvia, Ostreida, Ostreidae.